AUGGCACCAAGCGUUACAUCAGAGACUCAGGUUAACGAUAUCGUAGACAAGUACAGCAAGCUUGUCCUCAAGGGAGAAGGAUCACCACAACUCGGACAGAGCAUUCAGGAUGGCUUUGGCGAUGAUUACUCCUCUGAGCUGCCAGAGACAACUAAGCGCCGCUUCGAAAAGUACGGUAUUGACAUCUCCAAGGGCUAUCCAAAGAGACCGGAGAAGUUGACAUUGUUCUUGGACGAAGCUGAGAAGAUCAGAAACGGGCCUGACCCAGACUACGUUGAGAGAGGUGUGAAUGCUGAUCCCGAGAAGAAGGCGCUCUUUGCAAAGGCCAAAGAGGUCAGACACCUGACAAAGUAUGUCGGCACCGAGCUUGUUGGAGUGCAACUCAGCGAGUUGAACGAGAAGGAACUGGACGAGCUGGCUCUUCUGGUUUCUGAAAGAGUGGUUGUGUUCUUCAGAAACCAAGAUCUGGCUCCGCAGAAGCAAUUGGAGAUUGGCCAGUUCUUUGGUAACAACGUGGAGAAGCAUCCACUGGCUGGCCAAGUUCCACUUCCAGGUGUCGAGGGUCCAACUGGCUUGACCACGAUUUGGGGUAAGUUCAACAGAAGAAACCGUGAUGUGACCUUUAAGCAAAGAGGUGGUGCCAUUUGGCAUACCGAUUUGGACCAUGAGUUCCGUGGACCUUCCAUCACGCACCUCCAUUUGGAUGCCAUUCCAAAGUUCGGUGGUGAUACCGCAUGGACCUCUGGGUAUGCUGCUUAUGAUAAGCUCUCUCCAGAGUUCCAGAAGUUCUUGGAUGGUAAGGUGGCUGUCCACAGAUCUCAGAACAAGUAUUACGACAAGAACAAUAUUCUGGGUGGUCCGAAGCAUAUUGAAAGAGAACAUCCACUGGUUGUUACUCAUCCAGUGACUGGAUGGAAGGCAUUGUUCGUCAAUAGAGGACACACCUUGAGAAUCAAGGAUUUGGAGCCAGAAGAAUCCAGAGUCGUCUUAAACUAUUUGUACGAAGUGUUGGAGAAGAACUUGGACAUCCAAGUGAGAUUCACAUGGGCCAACGAAACCCAGGACCGUUCAUUGGGAGCUUCAGCCAUCUGGGAUAACAGAAUCAGUGCACAUUAUGCCAUUGAUGACUAUGACGAUGAAGAAGACCCAAGACACGGUACAAGAGUCACUUCGCUGGGUGCGCCUCCAGUCUUUGUUCCAGGUUCCAAGUCUCAAAGAGAAUCCUUGGGAUUGAAGCCUUGA
Williopsis jadinii is the source of this 1242-nucleotide messenger RNA. RefSeq names its product TauD/TfdA dioxygenase family protein. Gene Ontology annotation, molecular function: 2-oxoglutarate-dependent dioxygenase activity. Lineage: Eukaryota; Fungi; Ascomycota; Saccharomycetes; Phaffomycetales; Wickerhamomycetaceae. The record is from RefSeq and is a predicted model, not a curated record. Gene Ontology annotation, cellular component: cytoplasm. The transcript has 2 exons. The coding region runs from base 1 to 1242 and encodes 413 amino acids.